Closterium sp. Naga37s-1 is the source of this 840-nucleotide messenger RNA. NCBI's taxonomy places the organism in Eukaryota, Viridiplantae, Streptophyta, Zygnematophyceae, Desmidiales, Closteriaceae. The record is from the annotation of a GenBank genome assembly.
AUGAACGUGAUAGCGACGAAUGAUAUGGAUGAGAUCUAUGAGGAUCCUGAGUAUGGUGAAAUGGGAGAAUUGGAGAAGUUAUCGACUAAGGUUGAUGAGAGUGAGGACACGGAUGAUACGGCAGCGAGUGUGGAGGCAGCAGUGAAGCAGAAAGAGGAGAUAGUCGCCAUGGAGGCAGCAGCAGUGAAUGGUGGCGAUAGAGAUGGUGUCAACACUUUUGCAGCAGCGAUUGUGGUUGAGGUCGAAGCAGUAAAUGCGAAGUGUGUGGGAGUCGAAGCUGUGAAAGGGGACAUCAUGGUGAAGGGAUCAAAGGUGAAAGCAACUGCAAAGGGGCGAGUGCUUACGAAGGAGGAACACGUUAAGGGGUACGAGACCCGAGAUGUGUUGGGUGUUAAGAUGCCGAGGAGAAGUGAGAAGCUUAAGAAAAUCUCUCAAGGUUUGGAUGUCAAGGCGCUCAACUUCAAGACACGUAAGCAGAGGUUCAAGGUGCAGGAGCUGCAGGGGAGUGUGAAGGUGACGCACCUGUCUGCUGGUUGCUCCACCAUCCCAUUUCCUGCCCACUCCGCACCGUCCCACCCCUCACUCCCCCCUCUCUUCUUCCCUCUCCUCCCCUUCCCCCCUCUUCUAUCCCCCUCAUCUCCCGUCCCCGGUCCCGUGCGCUGGCAGCACGUGCGGGUGAGGGUGGGGGGGAGGCGGUACCGCAACGCAGUGGAGCUGCCGGCAUAUAACCUCACCCUCGUCACCAUCGCCAGUGGCAAGCUCACCCGCCUCGUCAACUCGGUACGCAAGAUGCCUUCUGCUGGAGCCCCACUCACCUGUCCCAUGCGCCUGCUUCUUUAG